AUGUAUGCACUUGUGUGUUGUUUCACGGCAGAAUUCAGAAAUUUCAGUUUUUCUGAACUGAAGGCGGUUACAAAAAACUUUUCUGAAAUGAUUGGCAAAGGUGGUUCUGCUAUCGUUUACAAGGGUGUAUUGGCCAAUGGAGCAGAGGUUGCCAUCAAGAGUUUCAUUGUGGAUCCUUCGCAACAUGAACACGUAGUGCGUUACGCCGAAGUUUUCUCAGUGCUGAGGCAGCAUGAGAAUGUAGUUAAAUUUCUGGGAUAUUGCCAUGAAACAAAGAUUCAAAUGGUUCCGAUCGAAGGCAAAUGUGUGGCUGCUGAAAGGCGUCAUAUGUUUGUGGUGGAAGAGUACAUGCCCAAUGGAAACUUGUCCGAGAUUAUCGAUGGGUCGUCGCGGCAGCUGGAUUGGACCUCCACAUUUCGAAUCAUUCGAGGCAUUGCACAGGGCGUAGCUCACAUCCACACCAAAGGCGCUGUCCACUUGGAUCUGAAACCAGCCAACAUCCUCUUGGAUUCCGACAUGAACCCGAAGAUCUGUGACUUUGAGAGGUCCAAAAUACUGAAUCAAAAGGAUGAAGAUGUCGCUGAAAGAGUGACACGAGAGUUGGCGGGAACACUGGGCUAUUUACCUCCAGAAUACAUAGCAGAUGGUAUUUUUUCGUUUAAACACGAUGUGUUCAGCUUUGGUAUUCUCCUGCUCCAUACCAUUAGCAAGUCUGGACUUUUGCAAGAUUCAACUGAUUGGGUUCGGCACGCACUUGAAGGACAAGAUGAUGUGGAUGGCUUAUUAGGUCCUUCAUCGCGUGACAAGUACGAGGUAAUGGAAAUACAAAGAUGCAUGGACAUCGGACUGCAAUGUGCCGCAAAGGAGCGGACAGACAGACCAACCAUGUGGGAUGUUGUUGCCAUGCUAGACGGCACUCUAACAAAGGCUUCUUCGUUUAAGAAGAAAGGCAAGACAUGA
This is a messenger RNA of Triticum turgidum subsp. durum (durum wheat), 960 nucleotides long. The record is from the annotation of a GenBank genome assembly. Lineage: Eukaryota; Viridiplantae; Streptophyta; Magnoliopsida; Poales; Poaceae.